ACCGAGAUUUGUUCUUUUUGGGGAUAAAUAGUUGGUGGGUCCACUGCCACUUGGAAACCAAAUCCACUUCAUCAGCCACGUAGCAGACAACGUAUGACUAACCACACCAAAUCAUUUCUCUGACGCUCUCACUCACAUGCUGAUUGGAUAAUUGGUGCCGUUUCGGGGUUUGCCCUAUGAUGAUCAUCAUCAAAUCACAGACUGAUUGUUUCUUUCCCUGUAUUAAACCCACUAAACAGAAAUUUCAUUUCAAAACCCUAACAAUUAGUUCGUUGAAUUCCAAGUUAUUUCUUCACAUUCGAGUUUGCAAAAACAUUUUCCUGGGUUAAACAGGCCUCUUUCUCUACCAUUUCUCGCUUCAUCUGCUUGCCCGUUUCUUUUGAUAGUUUCUCGAUAAUGUAUACCCGCUGUUUGGUUCCCGAGAAAAUUUGUGGAAAAGCAAGUGCUAGCUAGUUUCAGCCAAAAAAAAAAUGUAAAAGAAUUUGAGUUUGCUAGCAACAUAUUUGAAAUUGAUGAUAUAAUGAAGUGCACAUUUCUUUCUCUAUUUUGCAAAUAUUAAGUUUUGAGCGCAGAAGAGAAUGUUGAUGUGUCAUGCAGAUGGUCUAUCAGAACUUCGGUCGUUAAAGGAUCAGCUACAUGCUGAUCCUGAAGAACUGGAAGAUGAUUUCCAGUUAGAUAGUUCUGAACAGAUUUUGUACACAGCUUCCUUUGAAGAACUUGUAAGAAGCAAUCUUCGGUAUGACACCAUUAUAUGGGUUUCUAUAUCGUUGUUGUUGGUUUUGGCGUGGGGUGUUGGCGUCAUCAUGUUGCUCUACCUGCCUAUUAGAAGAUACAUUCUUCAGAAAGAUAUUUCAUCACGCAAGCUGUAUGUUACACCUAGUGAAAUAGUUUACAAGGUUUUGAGGCCUUCUUUCAUGCCCUUUUGGGGCAUAAUAACAAUUGAGAAGCAUGUACCUCUUUCCAAGGUGAUUGAUAUUAUAAUUGAACAAGAUGCAGAUGGUUCCUUCAGAAGGAUUAUAUAUGUUUGUUUUACAGGCUGGUUGCAAUCAAAUUAUGGUAUCCAUACCUUUAGAACUGAAAGCAUAGCUCAUGGAAAAGCUGCACGUGUUGAUGAGCUACAGGUUCAAGGGGUUGCAAACCCUGCAAUUCUGAGAAAGGUCAUUGUAAGAGAAGCUGCAAAGGCUAUACAGGAUGUUGGUAAAUGUUGGAAACUUUCUACUGUCACUGGUGAACUGGAAACUAUGUCUCGAAUGACAUCACUGACAGGAGGGCAACCUAUCCUAAAAUCUCCAGCGAAAAGUUGGAAGAUGACAGCUUCACCACAUCAUUCUUCUGUGGAGCGUAGAACAGUGGUGCCUGGAGAGUUGUUUAUGCAAAAACUUGAUGAAGUCAAUAAAUCAGUAAAGGUUUGCACCAUCUCACUUCUCCUUAUUGUUCUGAUAAAAGAGUUGAAGGCAUACUUUGUUCCGAGAAUACGUAGUCAACCCAGAAAUGAAUUGCUGUUGCCCUUGAGAAAAUUGAGUUACUCAUGGAGAAAUCCCAAGCGUCCCCAGAAAGUAGUUGAGAUGCCAUGAUGCUGACAAGGGAGUAGAAAGUUUCAAUUAUGUGAAAUGCAGAGUUAAGCUUCAUAUGAUCAAACUUUCAGAGACUUCUUUUCUUUUCAGUAAAUAGAAAUAUUUACCUUUUUUCUUCUUGGUGUUCCGAAAAUAUACUUUGCUUUUUCUACAAGUUCAUUAAUUCAAUUGUUUUAACAAAGACAUUAAUUUUUGGCAUGUCAUAUUCUAAACAUAAUGAGCCUUACUCCUCAGAUUUCUAAAUUCUCAUGAAGUCAAAUGAUUGGGAAAUAGGGGUUUAAAAAUUCCACUGACCGACGGUCACCAGCCUGGGAUGAGAAUUUUUUUUUAAUUUUUUUUUUUUACCAAGGAGAUCGUAAUUUUGAGGAUAAAGAAAAUGAUAGGUCAUAACAAUAGAUCAUAACAAGACACACAAAGAUGUUGUAGUUGCUGACAGUUAUGUUAGAUUUAUUAGAUGUUAUUUUUUUAAAUAAUUAUAUAUUUAUGUCAUUUAUUAAAAGUAAUUAUAUGAAUAG
Messenger RNA from Durio zibethinus, 2089 nucleotides. NCBI's taxonomy places the organism in Eukaryota, Viridiplantae, Streptophyta, Magnoliopsida, Malvales, Malvaceae. The record is from RefSeq and is a predicted model, not a curated record.